Molecule: messenger RNA, 2197 nt
Organism: Prunus avium (sweet cherry)
Lineage: Eukaryota; Viridiplantae; Streptophyta; Magnoliopsida; Rosales; Rosaceae
Source: RefSeq, a predicted model, not a curated record
CCUCUCCCUUUUACUUUCUCAAAUAGUUCUUUUAGAUUAGAAAACCAUUUCUACCGUUGAACAAAAUGCUGAACCAGUAUCUCAAAACUUCAAUUGCUUCGACGCGAGGCCCAUAUUUCAUCAAUUUAUUCCCUUUCAAGAAUCAUUCCUUAACCCUCUGCUGCUCUAAUGCUAAUAUCUUUGGAUAUGUGAGAUCCCCGAUUGAACCUAUAUCUCAUGUUCGAACUUAUAUGCUCUCUGCAUCUUCGUCUUAUCACCUGGUGCCAUUUCUAGGGACCCCUUGUUUCAAUUUGGUCAAAUUAUCGCAGCCCCUGAAUGCGCUCGCUGCGUUUAGGGUCUCUGUGCGUCAUUUUUGUUCGGAUUGGAGGAUUUACUGGUGAGCUUUAUCUUGGGCAAGAAGAGGGCCACAGAAGUUUCUCACUUGUAAGAAAUUUUAACAAAAGCAACGGCGAAAAGCCUAGGUUAGCAAACGGAACCCACAGAGAGAGAUGAGCAGCUCCACGAGGAAGAUGGUGCUGAAGAAGUGCAAGAUCAGAGGCUACACGCUUGAAUUGGACGCCGUCGACGAGAUCCUCUCCUUUGAAUCCGAAUUCUACAACGACUCUGCUUUGGACGAUCCCGUCGAUAUCCUCCUUGACCUCCUCGCGACCCAGCCCAUAAAAGACAAGGAGACGGUGCACCGCAUUGCUACCCGUAUAUUGGGUGCUGAUGCGGCCAUCAACGAAACCCCCGACGGCGAUGGUGAUGAUGUUAUAAGAGCCUCUGAUUUGCUCAUAAUUGAUGCCUCCAAGGUCCCAAAGUUCCGAUAUGAUCCCAUCAAGAAGGUUUUUUACAAGCAUACUGGGAGCCUACCCAUUCAUGGUGAUGCAUUUUCGAAAGCAGCUCUGUAUAAGGAUAGGUUUCUCUUGCUCUCCCAGAUGCUCUCUCGCCAUAAGGAUUUUUCCAAACCAGCCUUUGAUUCUGAAUUGUCAGAUUUCGGACGCUGUGAGAUAUCUCCAAUUCAGUCUCUGAUUGGGCAAACUGGAAGGAGAUGGGUGAUGGGUCUGAUAUCUCAGUUGGAGGAUGGCCAUUUUUAUUUGGAAGACCUUUCUGCUUCUGUCGAAAUCAACUUAUCCAAUGCAAAGAUAACUGCAGGAUUUUUUGUAGAAAACACAAUAGUUGUUGCAGAAGGCGAGAUGCUCUUAGAGGGUGUCUUUCAGGUGUUUAAUUGCGGAUUUCCUCCGCUUGAGGGCAGAGAUAAGUCACUCCAAUUUCUUGCAGGACAUGACUCUUUUGGUAGUGGUACACUAACAGAACAGGAGACGCUCAGACUUGCAAAGUUGGAAAGAGAAGCAGUUAAUGGGAAUGUUGUCAUACUGUCUGACAUUUGGCUAGACAAUGAAGAGGCUGUGGGAAAGCUGGAGAGAGUCCUAGAUGCUUUUGAGAAUGAGGACUUUGUACCGUGCUUAUUUGUACUCAUGGGGAAUUUUUGUUCUCAUCCAUGUAAUCUUGGUUUCCACUCCUUCUCCAAUCUCAGGUCGCAGUUUGGCAAGCUAGGGCAAAUGAUUGCUGCCCAUCCACGGCUAAAAGAGGGUAGUUGUUUUCUAUUUAUCCCAGGUCCCGAUGAUGCAGGCCCUUCAACUGUUCUACCAAGGCCUUCUUUACCAAAAUAUUUAAGAGAAGAGCUUCAAAAUCACAUUCCAAAUGCCAUAUUUUCAAGUAAUCCUUGUAGAAUGAAGUUCUGUAGCCAAGAGGUGGUAUUCUUCCGUCAGGAUCUGCUGUACAGAAUGCGCCGUUCAUGUCUGAUGCCCCCUUCUACAGAAGAAACUACCGAUGACUUUGAGCAUCUGGUUGCUACCAUAACCCAUCAAUGUCAUCUCUGCCCUCUCCCUCUUAUUGUACAACCGAUUAUCUGGAAUUAUGAUCACUCCCUGUACCUCUAUCCAACUCCACAUACGAUAGUUUUAGGUGACAGAAGCGAGCAAAAGGCUUUCAAAUACACAGGAAUCACUUGUUUUAAUCCUGGUUCCUUCUCAAGCGAUGGCGCCUUUGUGGUAUACCAUCCUGACAAUCAGGAAGUUGAAUUGUCAUCCUUAUAGUCAGAAUCAUCAAUUGAUGGACAAAAUUAAUUUGUUUUGUUUGUAGUGAAUAUGCAGAUUUCCAUUACUUCCAAAUUUAGAGACAUUUGCAGUUCGCAGUGCUUACUUUGUUUUGUUUA